This is a messenger RNA of Carassius gibelio (silver crucian carp), 5425 nucleotides long. Its product is annotated as G patch domain-containing protein 8-like. Gene Ontology annotation, cellular component: nucleus. NCBI's taxonomy places the organism in Eukaryota, Metazoa, Chordata, Actinopteri, Cypriniformes, Cyprinidae. The transcript is spliced from 4 exons. The record is from RefSeq and is a predicted model, not a curated record. The coding region runs from base 603 to 4418 and encodes 1271 amino acids.
AGAGCGCGGAUCGUUUCGGCGAAGGGAAAGAGCAUCUGCAAUCGGCCAUUCAGCAAAUUCGUGAGAGAGUUGACCGGUCAGUUGAAGACAAGCGCUCCUGGUUUGAAAUCACGCGAGCUAAAACAUUACUCAGAUUAAAAAGUACCACAGUACUGAAUUAGCACUGGAAUGUAUAUUUUCACAUCACUGUACAGACGUUAACUUUGGGGAGGGUGUUUGAGGAGGACAUGACCUCAGUUUAAGUGUUUCUUGUCUUGGAUAUAAACAAUAAACGCGUGAGUCUGUGGAACUGAACAAUCCUGACAUCCAGAGCAACAUCCAGUAACGACGUCUGGACUGGAGAGCAGGUGCUUGUCUCAUCUUAAAGAGGAAAACAGUCAGAGGAUGUGACACAAAUAUGGGACGGUGUUUCCGAUUGGCAAUCACAGCAGAUUCGUAUUUUAUCGGCGUGUACGUGUAACGCCGUCCAGUAUAGUGACUGAAGCGACCGGACCAGCAAACAGAGACGUCCUCCGGCUACUUCCACUCGGUAUAACUCCUCCAAGAUCACCUCUAAAGUAACUUGCACGACUGGAGCCCGCUCAUGGGUGCCGCUGGACCGGAUGGCGUGCUACUACCUUGUGAUCAGCUCCACGCAUCUCAGCAAUGGACACUACCGGAGCAUCAAAGGAGUUUUCCGGGGUCCGCUCUGCAAAAGCACCGGAGGCGAAUCACCGGACUACCCUAAGAAAGAGAAAGCCAUUGCAAAAGCGCUGGGGGAUUUGAAGGCUAACUUCUAUUGUGAACUAUGCGAUAAGCAGUACCACAAACACCAGGAGUUUGACAACCACAUCAACUCAUAUGACCACGCACAUAAACAGAGACUGAAAGAGUUGAAGCAGAGAGAAUUUGCAAGGAAUGUCUCCUCCAAGUCUUGGAAAGAUGAGAAAAAGCAGAAAAGAGCUCUGAAACGACUGCACCAGCUCGCACAACUUAAACAGCAAAGAAACAGUGAUGACAGGAAAGGUCCAAAAUUAAGGUCUACAAACAAGGAUAAAGAUCAAGUUAAAUUCCCCUCUACUGGCAGUAGCAGGUUAGACACAAAACCAACAGCAUUGUCAGUCCGAGACUCAACUGUCUCUUUGAAGGGCUUGUCCUCCACUCAUAUACCCACACAUCAGCAGCUAUGCCAUGAAAAACAACCCUUACAGACUAAAUCCUCUGCAGAACACCGGAGCAACAGGGCAGGGGUCUCAUUCUGUUUCUCCAGGCGAGCUCAACUGAAGCUUGACUCCUGUGCAUCUGUGUUUAGUGAUGGACUUGAAGACACUAGUGACUAUCAAGAGCUCCAGCGCCACAGGCACAGACUCGCCCUAGAGGACCUCUGGUCCUGCUCAAGCUCACCCAGAACCUCAAGUAAUGAUGGGCAUGAUCUAUCCCAUGAUCCACCAACUCUGGAAUGGGUGGAUGGAGACUCUCAAACACUGCAAAUAGAAGCACAAGCAGAACAUGUGGAAAACUCUGAAAUUAAAGCAAACUACAGCACAAGUGAGCCAGAGAAGCUGGGGUGUCCUGACACACAAAGUCCUAGAGCAGACUGGAAGCCAGCUGGUUCAGAGGACAGAUUGCUUGAUGGGGGGCAGAGGCCCAGGGCAGAGAGGGCUUAUGGGGGAUCAGAGGAGAGAGAAUGUCUCAAGUUCCCCAGCCCUACUGUUUACACAGAUGGACAAGGAACCAUGGCCCAAGGCCAGCUCCAAAUACACAAAGGCUUAAACCACCAUACACAGAAAACCAGCAAACAUGGUAUUAUGCAGAAUGGGAAGGACUGUUUAUCAGAAAAAGGGACAGAGGAGUAUAAAAUACACAAAGUGUGCAAGAAUGAAAUUACAGGUUCUUUCCUUAAUGUACGAAGCAAGGAUGGAAGUGUGAUGAACUGGCCUUCUGAGCUGGUGCAGUACACUUCCGGCGAGCCACAGGUGUCUUAUAGCUGUAACCCUCUAUACCACUAUUUCAAACAGAAGGAGGGCAAAAGCACAAAAGCUGAGCAGUCAGAUGUAUAUGUUGUCGGCAAACUUGCAGGCCAUAACGACAGGGCUGGGCAACAAACACAGGAUGUUCCAGGAGGUAAAUCAGGCAUUUUAAAACCAAAGAGACCCAAACACAGGAGAAAGGGGGAAAAAAAUAGGCAUAAAUUAGAUGCUGUCAGGAUCCAGGAAGCAGGCUGUUCAUUCAAAACCUGCUCGCAGACAGAACCUGGAGGACACUUUGAAUUCCAAAGAACUCCAGCUGACACGUCACAAAACAAGCAAGCAUGCACUGAGAGGAGGCACAAGCUGGGAAAGAGAAAAAGAUCAGUGAGAGAUGAGACUUCAAAUGAAAGUGACACCCCAGAGCACAGCCUCAAAAGCAUUGUUGUAAACUCGCUUUCCGCCCCAGCACGUAAAAGAAAGCAAUGUCAAACGAUGAGGGGGUUUGAAUUGGCGCUGCCCUGGCUAAGGCGAAGGCCUUUGCCAUAUUCUGUUCACAACACAACAGGAAGAGAGGAUAAUUAUCACUGUUAUGACGACAGCUAUGAUUCAAAGAGGGAUGCUGCCUCAACUACCACCAGUGACAAAUCUGGGUCAUGGAGUGGCCUGUCAGACUUAAACUCAGAUGGGGAAUCACCUGUGUACCACAUGGGGAGAUGUUCCACCUCACCAAGAUCAAACUAUCUGUACCCUUUGAGAAAAGACCACAGUCAGUCCAGGUCUUACAUUAGAAGUUCCCCUUACAAUGAACCUUACUACAGUUACAGUCCAUGCAAAGAUUUUGAACAUACAGGAGAAAGUUGGGAUUACACAGACCCUUACGUCUACAAUAACCAAAAAUAUUCAACAGUUUGUGACAGCCCAGAUCAGCACGAGAGGAACAGUAUCAGAAGGCACAAAAGGUUUAUUGAGGAGCGUAAAUACAGAGAGCACAGAUUUCAGCAUACAGGUAGGCAGUUAUUUUAUAGAGUCUAUGACAGUCCUGAACCUAAAGAAGAUGACAGGGACUGGUGGUAUGAAAGGCUUAGCCCUGUAAGUGGGAAGCACCGGGAGAGAGAAGAAUUUCCUUGGUCAAGUCCAGAAAGAAGUGAAGACAUGUGGUAUAACAAGCCAGUGUCCAUUCAUAGCCCUGGUUCCUCUAGUACCACUAGCAUCUCUGAUCUUAGUGGGAACUGGUUGUCUAAUUCCCAUGUUAGGCCAUCUACUACUGGACAGAGCCAGAAACAUUGCAGUUAUUCUGGAUGCCCACCCAAGAGAUUGGUCAAGACCAAAUCCUCCCAUUCUCUUCUUAGAAAGAGGAGCCAUUCACCCCCAUUAGUUACAAGCAACCAUGCAACUCAGCCUACGUCAUUAAACUCAGGUGUUGGGAUAGAAUGUGUUAAACAAAAAUCUAACCCAAUGCCAACAGACCAGUUGGCUGAAAAAGAUCCUAAAGUAAAGAAAGCAAAUGCCACACCCAUGUUUCCACUAAUUGGUAAAUUACCUUCUAUUAAGAAAGGGGCAAGGAAAAUGAGGAUUAAUAAAGAUGAUGCAAGUGCCUGUAUUAGUAAACAGGUUCAAACAACUUCAACUGUUCCAUCAAAUCCACAAGUUAUACCUCAAUUUGACAGCAAUACUUCAGAAGACUUACAGCAUAGAGUAGGGCAAAGUCCCAGUGCAUCACCAGUUUGUCUUGAAGUUGCCAAGAAGUAUAUAUCAACAGAAACUUGUGCUUCUUUAGUUCUGAAUCCAGACAAGACUUUGACACAAAAGCGCAACAUCAGAAACCAAGGGGACAAUGCAGAAAUCGCUGGGAUUGACUGUUCAAAACGCACCACCCCUCCCCUUUCAGAGCAACCAAUCACCUUCACUGAUGACGAGAUUGAGAAGUACAGAUUGCUUCAACUCCAGGCUCAACAGCACAUGCAGCAGCAGCACCUUCAGAAUCAAGCAUCUGUAGACAUGACACAUUUACCAGUACCAACUCCAGAGCCACCCGACCAGACCAUUCUUUCAGCCUGUCUGCCAUACAGCAUACUCAAGCCCUCUUCUACACCCUCUUCUAUUGCUCCUCAUCCCUCCUCUGUUACCCUGCUUACUCCCCUUCACGCCUCUAUCUCUCAGCCCCGUUUUGCCCCUCCAAUUCCUGCUGCCUUUUUUCCAGCGCUGCCUGCUACUAUGUUGGCAGCUCAACCCCUCCACCUGAUCCCAGCCUCAUCCCUCCACCCAGUUCACCCUCACCAUCAUGUUCCUGGGUUAACUCUCCACCCCCUGCCUCGUGUUUCUCUGCUUCCCACGAUGCUCAGUCCAAUGCCCAUGGCUGCAGCUGCCGCCGCUGCUGUUGCUGCUGCCAGUACUCUGCAGAUCCACCCCCUACUACACCCUCUGUUCCACAGCCAAGACCUUCAACGCCACCCUGGACCAACCAGCUAGCUCUGUGCAGUGAACUUUCUGAAGUUUAGGUUCUACUUUCAGCCAAAGUUCAUGUUGAGAAGUGAUUGAUUUUUGUUCCAUCUCUAUUUGUUGCAGUGUAGACUCAAGGAUAGCGGGACUUUUUACUUUGUUGUUUACUAGUUGUUUACUGUUACAUUAUUUAGCCAUCUAUCAUCUCCCCGCAUUAAUACACAGAUGAAAUUCUCCUGCCUCAGCACACUGUGAUUUAUCAGCAGUUGAGCCCAAUCAGCAGUUGGCUGAAAUUAAGCAUAACCUGAAGUCAAAUGCAAAUGUUAAUGCCUUCUUCAAUUAGUAAUAAGUAUAAUUAGCAUAUUUUUACAGUUAGGCUACCCAGCAAGUGUUCAAAAGGAUUUUAUUUAUGAAGAACUUAGUGGAGAUACCCUUGAGCAACCUUAAACUGACUAAGCAAAAUGUACAUGAAAAUUCGAAAUAAUUCAGAAUUAAAUUCAGAGAAACAUUUUUACAAUAUGUAAAUGUACAUCAUUAUUUGGUGCAGAAAUAAAGCAUGUGAUUGAGCUAUUGUAUCUCUUAAUGGAUUUAGCAGUGUUCACCACUUUGGUUGAAAAUGUCCCGUUUUUAAUUUAAAAUAUUUUUUCUGUGUAGAGUAAGUUUGUUCUUGCUCAGCUGUAGUGUGGACAUGCAAUAAUGUUUUUUCAAUCUAUUUAAAAUGUAAAAUCUUGAACAGUAUUUAUGUAUUCAUACUUUGUAAUGUAAGUAAUAACAAAUAACAUGCACUUGAUUGUUCAUACAUGUUUAAGAUGCUUUUUAUUCUCUCUUAUUUUGGUAGAGCCAGACAUACUUUCAUCUGUAAGAUAAUGUCAUGGUAAUAAUAAUAAAUUAAAUGUCAUUCCAAGAAAUGACAGUUUUGUUACUAGUGUCUUUGAAGUCUAUAAUUUGACUCAAGGCUUUUAAGGUUCAGGACUUUUAUACUUUGAAAGACACAGAGUAGCAAUUACCAUUUUGCCUGGAGGAGGACUGUGGCUGAA